Molecule: messenger RNA, 508 nt
Organism: Cynoglossus semilaevis (tongue sole)
Lineage: Eukaryota; Metazoa; Chordata; Actinopteri; Pleuronectiformes; Cynoglossidae
Product: kinesin-like protein kif7
Exons: 2
Biological process (GO): microtubule-based movement; spindle elongation; mitotic spindle organization
Cellular component (GO): microtubule associated complex
Molecular function (GO): ATP binding; microtubule binding; microtubule motor activity
Source: RefSeq, a predicted model, not a curated record
GAUCAGAACGCAUCUUAAAGACAGGAAACACUGGAGAGAGACUGAAGGAGAGCAUUCAAAUAAACAGUGGACUUCUGGCUCUGGGAAAUGUUAUUGGAGCCUUGGGGGAUCCUAAAAGAAAAGGCUCUCACAUACCGUACAGGGACUCAAAAAUUACAAGGAUCCUGAAAGACUCCUUGGGAGGAAAUUCAAAAACACUAAUGAUUGCCUGCAUCAGCCCGUCAUCGUCAGAUUUUGACGAGAGUCUCAACACACUGAACUAUGCCACGAGGGCCAGAAACAUUCAGAACCCAGCCACAGUCAACUACAAGCGUGAGCCUGAUCGAGUGGAAGGUUUGGAGCAGCAAAUCAAGGCCCUUCGCAGGGCCCUGGAGAUCCGCCAGCGCUCAGAGACCCGCAUUAUCGCACACGGCGAUCCAAACAGGAGGCCUCGACCCGGAGAGGGAGAGAUCAGCAGACUGCAGGCCCAGAGCGCCCACUACAGGACAUGCACAGACACUGCCUACAG